AGCUCGCCCUCCACUGGAAUGACAUGCUACACGAGAUAGUUGCACAGGUUGCGCUGAGCUGUUGUGUUGUCAUUUUGCAGACAAGGGAAACAAGCAGCAAUGAGUGAGAGCAGCGCGUAGUCUCUGCUGGUGUCCUCUUCUGACUUCAACAUGAAAGAUAAUGCGCGAAUUAUAAAGAUGCGUUGAACUGCAAAGCUCGCUCAGCUCGUCUCUGCUUUUUCAACCCGAAAGUAAUCUGUGAAGCAACAAAAACAUGGUUAUCAUCACAAAAGAAAGCUCAAACUGGGUGCCCAACAAGAGGCCCGAUCAGAGUUUUGGAUAAUCCCCGUGGAUGAACUGAAUGUGGGCAGAAAGAAAGCCAGCGCCGUGCAGAGUUGCAGUGACCGACGGGAAGAAGAGAAGCAAAGCCGUGUGUGUGUGUGUGUGUGUGUGUGUGUGUGUUUUCAUAAGCGGAGCUCGGCUGUGGGAGCGGAGUGGGGGAUGUCGGGCAGAAGUGGAGGAGCACCUCGGGGGUGCAGCAACCCCAGCCUGCAGCCCCUCAGAGCCACAGUCCCAUACCAGCAGCUCCAGAGGGGCUCAGCUCUCCUCUGCAGAGAGGUCAAGACGGCUGACAGGACGACGUCUCGCCCACCGAAACCCACCAUCCGCCGAACUCUUUCUUUGGACGCCAUCGUUGGACCCUAUCUGCAGGGACAGUGGCCCAAAGAGGCAGAGAGCACGGCUGUUACCUGUGUCAAUGACAAAGCCACACAGACUCCAAGUUCCUGGGCAGAGGAGACCCGAGGAAGGAGAAGUGUCGGCGGACACAAGCGCUCAGCGUCGUGGGGCAGUGCAGAACACCUGAGGGAGGUGGCCAAGCUGAGGCACCAGUUGCAGAAGCGCUCCCGCCAUGCUGCUCCCUCAGCAGGAUAUGAGCUCCCCCACCACCCCCUGCCAGCAGGUCAUGCAGCAGGCAUCACUCAGACAAUGCCCCUGAUGCCGCUGAACAGACUCGCCCCACGGCUGCGACGUAGUGUUGAAGGCCUAAACUUGGAGCUGGAGGAGGCGUUUGUUUCUGAGAAACCUGAUGAUCAGCAUGAGAUUUUGGAUAUCCCAGAUGGCCACCGGGCCCCUGUUCCUGCCCAGAGAUGCAGCAGUGGCUCUCAGAGCGAGCCCUCCCCGGGCCCCCUGGAUCCUUCCCUCCUCUCUCCUUCUCAGUCCCCCUGUCCUCUAGAUCCAUCGCUUCUGUCGCCUCCAAAUUCCCCUUGUCCAUUGAACCCAUCUCUUUUGUCUCAGUCACAAUCUCCCUGUCCCAUGGGAGAGCCAGAGCCGGUGGACUGUGAGACCCUGUGUCCCUCUCCGUCGACGUCGCUCCCUUCAUUUGCACUGGAGCCUCCUCUGUUGCAGCCCUGCUCCUCCUCUCCUCGUCCAAACAAAACCUACUCCUUCCAGCGCGAACCGCCAGAAGGCUGCGAGCGAGUACGAGUAUGCGAGGAGGGAAUGUCUGCCUGUCAGGAUGAGCCUCUCCUCCAGCCAUCCUGUCCCGACCCCAAUAAAGUCAACUUUACCCCCCAUGGAGGCUCUGCUUUCUGCCCCGUCAGUCUUCUGAAGCCCCUCCUGCCCUCCAUGGACCUCCUCUUCCGUGGCCUGUCAGUCUCUCCGGUCACCGGCUGCCCAGGUCAGGUCUCUCCUACCAGGCACCUGGGCAUGCAGUAGGUGGAUAUCUGAGCAGAGCCUCUCAGGACUAAACCACACUGCCAGGACCUGCUGAAACUGGAUGUUUAGGGUGCCAACAGAUACCUGUGUAUACAUCACUGCUGUAACGUGCCACGAUCACUGUGAUCAAACUAAGAGACUUUGGGACUGUAAGCAUUUCAUCAUACUUUUGAUUAACUUUGGCCUAAAAUCUUGCUGCUUUACUGGUUAUUUCCACCUGCAGGAUGCUUUGAUUCAGCUGAUAUUUACCUCAUCAGCACUUAAAUUGUCCUGGUAUUCCUCCAUAUGGGCUGUGGAUUAGACUACAGGAAAAGUUUUACGGUUGACUGAGUUUUUGACAUUGUUCUUUUUGAUAAAAAUAUAUAAUAUUGUUUGAGGUAUGCAGUUCAGACAAAGACUUUAGUCCGCUAGGGAUGUUUUCAUUUGUAAUGUCAAAAUAACUGAAUUCAGAGUCAAAAACCCAUGCACUUAGAACAUGACUAUUACUUUCUUACUAUCCUUUACUAUUGAUUAAUCUCCUCGUAAAGCAUUAGGUUUAGAUGAACUUUCAUCUUAAUUUGAGAGACUUCAUUGAUGAAAAACAAAGUACUUGAUGGGUUUGUUACUGACAUUUCAUCACAUCUGUUGGUUGAAUGUUUGGCCUAUAGUUUAUGGUGGCCUACUUUUCUACAGAUGCAUUUCUAGGAAGAUAUGUAUUUUUGUAUCUUUAUAAGGAGUUAUGAGGCUGGUGGUACUGUUUUUGUAUUCACUGAAUAAGCAACUUGUAUUUCUGUUUAUACUUUGGUGAUUUAUAAGCAGGAAUUAAUGUUUUAUUAGCUUUACUUGCCUAUGGCAGGCAUUGUUCUAACCAAACUUGGCAAUUUUGUCAGCUUUUUAAGAAUUUGAAUGGGUCACACCCUGAGCCUCUUUGGACCAAGUGGUUCUGGCCAGAGAGCGUUAAUGUUUCAAUAUUCACUUUGAUAUGGAAUAUGUUCAGCUGGAUAAAACACAGUCUUUGUCAGCAGGAUCCAAUGCAACACUGAUUUAAAAAACUUGCCCUGUAGUAAAAAUAAUAAGCAGACGCUAAUGAAAAAUAUGCACCCUUUUCAUACUUUUUAGGGUGAUCACAGUUAAAAAGUCUUUAGUUUGCUGUUGCCAAUAUGAAGAAAAUAAAAUAACCACAUUUUCUGGGCGUUCAAAUACCUUCUAUAA
Siniperca chuatsi (mandarin fish) is the source of this 2886-nucleotide messenger RNA. RefSeq names its product family with sequence similarity 117 member Aa (gene fam117aa). The record is from RefSeq and is a predicted model, not a curated record. The coding region runs from base 481 to 1695 and encodes 404 amino acids. The transcript has 8 exons. NCBI's taxonomy places the organism in Eukaryota, Metazoa, Chordata, Actinopteri, Centrarchiformes, Sinipercidae.